Serpula lacrymans var. lacrymans S7.9 is the source of this 3087-nucleotide messenger RNA. RefSeq lists its product as uncharacterized. Gene Ontology annotation, cellular component: cytosol; COP9 signalosome. Bases 73 to 1425 code for a protein of 450 amino acids. Lineage: Eukaryota; Fungi; Basidiomycota; Agaricomycetes; Boletales; Serpulaceae. The record is from RefSeq and is a predicted model, not a curated record. The transcript has 9 exons.
GAGUGUAAUCCUUCAUUAGCGUCGCUCGUGGCCCAUUAACCAGCCAGUUCUCGCCAUUGAACUACCAUCCACAUGGAAAGCAAAUUGGUCCAGUUUUCUUCUCUGAGUCAGAAGGACAAAGCGCCUGCUUAUCUGUCUCUUAUCCCCGAAGUACUUUCUCAGUCAGAUCAGCCGGCCAUCGCUGCAAAUUUGCACACCCUUGUAGACACCGUCGUCAACCAGGAGAGCGUCGGUCUUGUAAUUGGGAGACAGGUAUUGUCAGAAAUCGUCAAAAACCUUGAGGCAGGAGCAAUCCCCAGCUCUGGACUGCGAAAGCGCAUAGUCGAGGACACUCUUGCCACCAUCCAACCGCACAUUGUCAGCUAUGAAGAGCAAGUUAACUCUCUCCGAUACCAAUUAGCCGAUCUCCUCGAAUCUGAAGAAGAAUGGAGUGAAGCGGCUCGUGUCCUGAUGGGCAUUUCCGUGGACUCUGGCCAAAGAGCACUUCCAGAUGAAGAAAAACUUCGACUUUACAUUCGUAUUGUCAGGCUACUACUAGAAGAGGAAGAUUCUGUACAGGCGGAAACAUACUACAAUCGUGCUGCCUCAGUCGUUCAUUCGACGAACGAUAAGGAAACCCUCCUCCAGUUCAAGUUGUGUCAAGCCAGGAUCAGUGAUUAUGCUCGCAAAUUCCUUGAAGCCGCUAUGCGGUAUCACGAGCUCAGCUGGGUCGCAGAAAUUGACGAAGAGGAAAGAAGAGAAAUACUGUCAGCCGCCGUCACAUGUGCUGUUCUUGCUCCAGCAGGACCCAAUCGCUCUCGAGUUUUAGCCUCUCUUUACAGAGAUGAACGAUCGGCUGAACUACCCACUUUCAACAUCCUGUCCAAAAUGUUCCUAGACCAUAUCUUACGCCCAGCAGAAAUAAAAUCUUUCGAAGAGAAACUCAGACCGCAUCAGCUUGCCAAAAUAGCCAUAUCUUCCAAUGACCAACUCGCGUCAACGAUUGAUGACGACGAUUUGAGCGAACCCAAUGCGAGCACGCGGAGAGGACCCGCUACCGUCCUGGAUCGCGCCGUUAUGGAACACAAUCUUCUCGCAAGCUCAAAAAUAUACAAUAACAUUACUUUUCGUGGGCUCGGCGGGCUCCUGGAUCUGACCCCUGGUGCUGCGGAAACCAUGGCCCGGAAAAUGAUUGAACAAGGCCGCCUCAAAGGCUUUAUCGACCAGGUAGAUAAACUCAUUUGGUUUGAUGAUGGGAAAGAGGAAGACGACGCACAAGGCAAGGCGGGUGGCCUGGGAGACGUUGAGCAGAGUACCGAAGAUACUGGUGCUCCGUUUACUAAACGUUGGGAUAUGCAGAUCCGGAUGACAGCAGCUAAUGUCGACUCGAUUGUUCAACAUUUAGCGGAGAAGGGCCUGGUCAAUAUGGUGGAUGUAGCAGCGUAAUAUUUGUAUGAUAUCCGUGUACAGUCUUCGUAACAAUUGUAAAUGAUAUGAUGCAUGCAACUGGUGUCCAUAUUGAUACACGGAUUGAUAUAUAUUACGGUGGUCCAGACUCCAAUUUUCUUCGCUUUUUCGCCCUCUCGCGCUUAGUUUCUAAUUCGUGCCAUUCUCCUUCAAGAGUGGAGAGCCCGACAGGUAACGCCGCUGGUGGGUCUUCAGUUAUAAAGUAUGGAGUCUCGAGCGCUUGAGAUGCGCUGACUCGCUUUGCAGGAUCAUACGCAAGAAGAAGUUCUGCGAGAUCGAGAGCUGCUGGUGACAUCCACCUUUGGAACAGCUCUCUGAAGUGAUCAGGUAUCACCUCCUUUGGCUUAACAAGCUCGUACCAAGGCAGCUCGGUAACGCCUGGCCAUCGCUCUGGCGUCGGAGUGCCGAGUAUUUUAUAAAUUACAUCCAGCUGGUGUAUCUCGUCAUUUCCUUGGAAAAUGGGCUUCUUCGUAUAGAGCUCCAGCAUUAUACACCCUGCACUCCACAUGUCUACUUCGGGCCCAUAGAUAGUUGCCCCAAACAAAAGCUCCGGAGGUCUAUACCACAAUGUGAUAACCCUGUUAGUGUAAUCGCUGCGGCGACGCUUUUGAUAAAAUCGAGCGAGUCCAAAAUCUGCAAGCUUCAGUUCUCCCUUGUUAUUGAUAAGGAUGUUCGAGCCUUUGAUGUCACGAUGGACAACUCCUUUGUGAUGAAGAUAUGCCAAGCCGCCAAGCAUUUGGCUGCACAGCGACUUCAGAUUGGCUUCAGAGAACGAGAACUGGGUCUGUGAUAAGACUCCUGUCAAGUCAUGAUCCAUGUAUUCAAAAACCAUGAAAACUGAUCCGUUGGAAACCAUCAUCUCAUAAAGUCGCACUAUAUUUUGAUGUCGCAGCGAUUGGAGAAGUUUAAUUUCGCGCAUAGCGGUUACGGGGAAGCCAUCUCGUUCGGCCUCCAUGCGGAUCCUCUUGAGCGCAACAUGCAAAUUACUGACAGUAUUGCGUGCUUUGUAAACCUUUCCGAAUGUUCCCUCACCAACUUGGCUGACAAUAGCAUAUAGCUCUUUGUGAGCGACUGCGGAAGGCGUUGAAGGUCUGGGCCGCUCGUCGACAUCUCGGUUAACGACCUGCGGCUGUUGGAGAGGAAUAAUUACGUCGUUAUUCUCGGAGUGCUUGGGCAAGCUGGGCUCUGGUUCAGUGUGACGUCGUGGGCUAUAAGGAAUAUCGUGCGGAGGCUCAGCAGGCGCAUCAUCGGGAACAUAUACACGGUCUGCAGCAUGUACACUGAGAGAUGUCUUCACCGAUACGGCCUCAUGAGUUGGUCCACGUGUAGUAUUACUGCGUCGAUCGAUGUUUUCGUCCUCACGAGUGUGUUUUCCAAAGCCACCACUUGCCACUCGAGGGACAGUUAUCACUGGGGAUGGUUGCGAUGCAAGGUUGUCGUCUUCUUCAUCGUCAUCACCAGGGAAAAAUCUCUUAACCGCAGAGCUAGUUUGACCGAUUGGUUUGAAACCAGCUCGUCCUAGAGUUACUGGACGGGCUCUGGGAGUAUGGGUCUCCGUAGAACGCUCAGAUAAUGUACCGGAGCGGAUUGACGUUGAAGGAGAUGGUGGUGCUUGGGAAACAGCGGACGUAGGCACUAUGG